Messenger RNA from Erythranthe guttata (spotted monkey flower), 1080 nucleotides. RefSeq names its product F-box/kelch-repeat protein At5g43190. NCBI's taxonomy places the organism in Eukaryota, Viridiplantae, Streptophyta, Magnoliopsida, Lamiales, Phrymaceae. The record is from RefSeq and is a predicted model, not a curated record. Gene Ontology annotation, molecular function: protein binding.
AUGUGGAGCAAUCUUCCCUUUGAUCUCUUGGCAAACAUCUUCUCUUACUUCCCACCGGAAUCCUUGGCCCGGGCCAAAGCAACCUGCCGGAAUUGGCACGCCGUCGCCGAAGCUGCGGCCACUUUGGCAGUGCGCCGCCGCCAUCCGCCGUGGUUCGUAGCUUUGCCGGCGGGUGUUUCUUCUUGCUAUGCAUACAACCCAAUUGGAGACAAUUGGCAUUUGUUAUCUCUUGAUUGUAAUAUUAAGCCAAUUUCGACAAUUUGUGGCUUAAUUCUAUCGAAACUCACCGCCGCAACUUCGCUACAGCUGUCAGUAUGCAACCCCUUCACCGGACAAUUCAGAAACCUCCCGCCGUUAAAAAUGGCGAGAACCAAUCCGGCGGUGGGGACGGUGAGCGGGAGCAGCAGUUCGAGCUUCCAGAUUUACGUCGCCGGCGGAAUGUCCGCCGCGGCGACGAGCGGCGGCGCGGCCUACCAGCCGACGGUGGAAACCUACGAUUCGGUUUCCGACAGGUGGACCGUCGUCGGAGCUAUGCCGGCGGCGUUCGCCGUGCGGCUGACGGUGUGGACCCCCCGGGAGAGCGUGCACUCGAACGGGACGCUGUACUGGAUGACGUCAGCGCGAGCCUACAGCGUGGUGGGGUUCGAGAUCCCGACGGGGCGGUGGAAGGAGCUGCGCGUCCCGAUGGCGGAGCGGCUCGACUUCGCGGCGCUGGUGCCGAGGAACGGGAACCUGGCGGCGGUCGGCGGCGUCUGCGGCGGAGGAGAUGCGUCCGUGUGGGAGCUCGGGGAAGGCGAUGCGUGGUGCUUGGUGGAAACGGUGCCGUUUGAAUUGGGGAAGAGACUUUUGGGGGAGAAGAGAAAUUGGGCAAGUGUGAAGUGCGCCGCCAUUGAUGGGGCGGUUUGCUUGUACAGAGAUCUCGGAUCUGGAAUUGUAAUUUGGAGGGAGAUUUUUGGUGAAGGGAAGAAAUGGGAGUGGGAUUGGAUUGAAGGUUGUUGUUCGAUUAAAGGAAUCCAGAUUCGGAAUAUUCCGAUCAGUGGGUUUUUUAUUCGACCUAAUCUUGCUCGUUCCGCCUUCUGA